CUGCCAGAGCUGGUAGCUGCACUUCACCCUCUGUGCCAAGAGUACAGCAUCUGGAAUCCACUAUGGAGUACUACAUGGGAAGCCAAGCCCUGCAGCAUUUUCUCAGCCACACUUGGUGGCAACUGUCACUCCCAAGGGUGUUGCCUCCUGAGGAAGAGCUGAGCCUGCGGCAGAUACCCCAGGAUUCCAUCCGACUGACUCCUGUGUGCCCUACUGGCCCACACCAUGCAACACCAGUCUGUUCUGCACAGCGGUUACUUUCACCCACUGCUUCGGACCUGGCAGGCCACCUCCACUACGCUCAGCGCCUCCAACUUCAUCUACCCCAUCUUUGUCACGGAUGUUCCUGAUGAUGUUCAGCCUAUCGCCAGCCUCCCAGGAGUAGCCAGGUACGGUGUAAACCGACUGGAAGAGAUGCUGAGGCCCCUAGUGGAAGAGGGCCUGCGCUGUGUCCUGGUCUUUGGUGUCCCCAGCAGAGUUCCCAAGGAUGAGCGGGGCUCUGCAGCUGAUUCUGAGGAAUCCCCUGCUAUUGAAGCCAUUCGUCUGCUGAGGAAAACCUUCCCCAGCCUCCUGGUGGCCUGUGAUGUCUGUCUGUGCCCCUACACCUCCCACGGUCACUGUGGGCUCCUGAGUGAGAAUGGAUCCUUCUUAGCUGAGGAGAGCCGCCAACGGCUGGCAGAGGUGGCACUGGCUUACGCCAAGGCAGGAUGUCAGGUGGUAGCCCCGUCGGACAUGAUGGAUGGACGUGUGGAAGCCAUCAAGGCAGCUCUCAUGGCACAUGGACUUGGCAACAGGGUCUCAGUGAUGAGUUACAGCGCCAAAUUUGCUUCCUGUUUCUAUGGGCCUUUUCGGGAUGCGGCUCAGUCAAGCCCAGCUUUUGGCGACCGCCGCUGCUACCAGCUUCCCCCUGGAGCCCGAGGUCUGGCUCUCCGUGCAGUGGACCGGGAUGUACGGGAAGGAGCUGACAUGCUUAUGGUGAAACCAGGAUUGCCCUACCUGGACGUUGUGCGGGAGGUGAAGAACAAGCACCCUGAGCUCCCCCUCGCCGUGUACCAUGUGUCUGGAGAGUUUGCCAUGCUGUGGCAUGGAGCCCGAGCUGGGGCCUUUGAUCUCAAGACUGCUGUACUGGAAGCCAUGACCGCCUUCCGCAGAGCGGGUGCUGACAUCAUCAUCACCUACUACACCCCUCAGCUGUUGCAGUGGCUAAAGGAGGAGUGAUGAGUGAGUGUGCAGGACUCAAAACGUUGAUCUUGACAAAGCUCCCCAGGCCUUGGAGAAAGUGAAAACCAAAGUAAAUGCUGCUGGUAGAACUGUG
This is a messenger RNA of Jaculus jaculus (lesser Egyptian jerboa), 1315 nucleotides long. It is a transcript of the gene Alad, whose product is annotated as aminolevulinate dehydratase. Gene Ontology annotation, molecular function: zinc ion binding; porphobilinogen synthase activity. Bases 226 to 1218 code for a protein of 330 amino acids. The record is from RefSeq and is a predicted model, not a curated record. Gene Ontology annotation, cellular component: cytosol. The transcript has 12 exons. NCBI's taxonomy places the organism in Eukaryota, Metazoa, Chordata, Mammalia, Rodentia, Dipodidae. Gene Ontology annotation, biological process: heme biosynthetic process.